AAGACAGUUCUGCACCAAAUGUUUCUGUGUCAGAGGCUGCAAAAGAGAUGGUUAAAAAUGCCUUGACUAGGAAACCUGGUGGAGAGGAAAUUCUUGAAGAAUACAAUGCCGAAAAUUCACUGAGCCACCGCACCCGGCGGCAGCUUGUUAACAUAUUGGCAAGUGAUAUGACUGAGAGACAUGGCAGAAUUCCCUCCCGUAAGCAAAAGGAGAAAUAUGCCCUUGGAAUAAUUACACUCUUUCCCUCAUUGAAGGAUCCAUUUUCUCCAAACGGCUAUGAGCAUUUCUACGACGGAGUGAAAGGCACUGGAUAUGUAGCGUGGCGCCUCAAAACCAUGUCCAGGUCUACAACCAAACGGCCAGUGAAGGAAGUCCCAGUGCAUCAAGAACAAGGGCCUAAGCGCAGAAGAUUAGCAACCACAUUGCCUCAGCAACUUGAUGGAGAUGCCUGCAAGGAGGCCAUCUCAUUUCUUGUUCACUCUCCUGAUGAAGCAAGUGUAUUUCAGAAGAUGAAAAUGACGUUCCAACAUCGCCAGGAUCUGGUGCAUGAUCCACAAAGAACUGCAGAUGUCUUC
Molecule: messenger RNA, 575 nt
Organism: Oreochromis niloticus (Nile tilapia)
Lineage: Eukaryota; Metazoa; Chordata; Actinopteri; Cichliformes; Cichlidae
Exons: 4
Source: RefSeq, a predicted model, not a curated record